Aspergillus mulundensis is the source of this 1521-nucleotide messenger RNA. RefSeq names its product UbiD family decarboxylase. Lineage: Eukaryota; Fungi; Ascomycota; Eurotiomycetes; Eurotiales; Aspergillaceae. Gene Ontology annotation, molecular function: carboxy-lyase activity. Gene Ontology annotation, cellular component: cytoplasm. The coding region runs from base 1 to 1521 and encodes 506 amino acids. Gene Ontology annotation, biological process: ferulate metabolic process; cinnamic acid catabolic process. The transcript has a single exon. The record is from RefSeq and is a predicted model, not a curated record.
AUGGCCACAACCUCGGAGCACUCCGCCGCGGCAGGGGACCUCCGCCAAUUCCUCAAGGAACUUGAGGAUGAGAACGACCUUCUCGUCAUCAAGGAAGAGGUCGACCCCGCUAUGGAGCUUGCGGCAAUCACGCGCCGAGUGUACGAGACCGAGGAAAAGGCGCCCCUCUUUGAGAACAUCAAGGGCCGGCAAGGUGACGGUCUCUUCCGCGUCCUCGGAGCUCCUGUUGGACUGAGCCGAGUUCCCGGCCAGAGACUCGGACGCAUUGCAAAGUCGCUGGGCCUUCCUUCCACAGCUUCUGGAAAGGAGAUCAUUGACAAGAUCAACUCUGCUAGGGGCCUUCAGCCGCUGGACCCGACCAAAGUCGCGACGGGGCCAGUCAAGGAGCAUAAGCUCUUUAACGACGACAUAGACCUGACCACCCUCCCGACUCCCCUCCUGCAUCAGCACGACGGAGGGAAGUUUAUUGAGACCUUCGGUAUGCACAUCGUGCAAACGCCCGAUGGCUCCUGGACAAACUGGUCGAUCACCCGGGCUAUGACCCACGACAAGCGUCAUCUCGUCGGCCCAAUUAUCCCAAAACAGGAUAUCGGGGUGAUCUACCAGAUGUGGAAGGACAAGGGGCAGGAUAUGCCGUGGGCAUUGUGUUUUGGCGUGCCCCCCGCAGCAAUUAUGGUUGGCGGGAUGCCGAUCCCCAAGGGCGUUGAUGAAGCCGGGUUCAUCGGUGCAUUGGUUGGGAAGCCCGUCGACGUCGUCAAGUGCGAGACGAACGACAUUCGGGUCCCCGCCAAUGCGGAGAUCGUCUUCGAGGGUACGGUCUCUAUCUCCGAGACGGCCCCUGAAGGCCCCAUGAUGGAGUAUCACGGCCACGUAUGGCCGGGCCAAUCUAAGCAAUGUCCACUGUUCAAAGUCAAUGCAAUCACCUACCGCACCGACCCCAUCCUGCCCAUCUGCAUCACCGGCAGAGCCACCGAAGAGAGCCACACUCUGUGGGCGCUGACGAUUGCCGCCGAGGUACUGCAUCUCUGUCAAUCCGCUGGCCUCCCAAUACAGAUGGCCUGGUGUCCGUUCGAAUCCCAUGCUAUCUGGUAUGUCAUCCAGGUAGACCGGCAGAAGCUGCGGGCGUUGAAGACCAACAUGGCCGACUUCUGCACCAAGCUAGGCCAUGUGGUAUUUGGUUCUAAGCCCGGUUGGUACAUGGGCAAAGUGUUCUUGGUCGGCGAGGACGUUGAUCCCACGAAUCUGCGCGAUGUUAUCUGGGCGGAAUCGACGCGGUGCGAGCCCGGCACGAGCGAGUUUCUGUUCGACGAGUAUGGCAACAUCCCGUUGAUUCCGUACGUAGGACAUGGCGUUAAGCCCGAGCGCAACCACAAGAAGGUCGUCAAGUGCUGCAUGCUUCCUUGCGAGUUUGAGGAUGAGGAGCUUGCUUGGAAGGUUGGCUCUUUCCGUGGGUCUUACCCUGCCGAUGUCCAAGCACUGGUGGAACGGAAGUGGGAGGAGUAUGGCUUUCAGUCGGUUUGA